This is a messenger RNA of Frankliniella occidentalis (western flower thrips), 990 nucleotides long. Its product is annotated as ubiquitin-conjugating enzyme E2 E3-like. Lineage: Eukaryota; Metazoa; Arthropoda; Insecta; Thysanoptera; Thripidae. Bases 121 to 609 code for a protein of 162 amino acids. Gene Ontology annotation, cellular component: nucleus. The transcript has 5 exons. The record is from RefSeq and is a predicted model, not a curated record. Gene Ontology annotation, molecular function: ubiquitin conjugating enzyme activity. Gene Ontology annotation, biological process: protein polyubiquitination.
CGCAUGCGCAUCUUCUUCGUUCAAGUCCGUCCAUUCGUCCAGUUCCCAUAGCCAUCACAUAGCUCAGCGUACACGUGUCUGUCCUUGCGUUUCGUUCGAGAAAAGGAGUUAUCGCUGACAAUGGCUACGAUGGAAAUACCGUUGGUAGAUAAGAGGUUGAAGGCUGAAUUGGCGGAGCUAAAGAGGUGUCCGCUACCGUUUGCCAAUGUUGAGCCCAGAGAAGACAAUUUCCGGGUCUGGGAUGGAGUUCUUCUCGGGCCAGAAAACACCCCCUAUGAAGGGGGGAAAUUCAAUUUCAAAUUAGAAUUUUAUUCUGAUUAUCCCAAUGUUCCUCCGAGGGUGACAUUCAAGACACGGAUAUAUCACUGCAACUUCAACUCACUCGGUCAAAUAUGCCUUAGUACCCUCAAAACGGAAGAGAAUAAAGGGACCUGGUGUAGUGCAAUGGGUGUCUCUAGUCUCAUACUCAGCAUCCAUCAGCUGAUUGGCGAUGCCAAUUUUGAUGAUCCACUUGUCUCCUCUAUCCGGGACCAAUACCGGGCAGACCCAAAGGAACAUGACAGGAUUGCAAGGGAGUGGACUUUAAGGUUCGCUCCCUUAAAUGGAUGAAAAAAAAGAUAGCUUCAGCAUGCAUACACAAUACACAACAGCUCUUGUGUUUAUAAUUUUCUCUGCCAGUUUACUUAUUUCAUGUUUAAGUGUAUUUUAAGAGAUAUGUUUAAAUUGGGUGGGUUUUCCAUUCUUACCACUUAUAUGAUCUCUCAUGAUACAUAAUUUUCUUUUUAAAUCAUGGCAAUAUGUGUUACUGAAUGUUCAAAGACAGAUAUUAAGUAUCUAUGAUGAUGUUUUUUACACUUAUUUGCUGUAAUGGUAUGAUAGUUCUACUUUACUUAUAUUAAAAGGAUUUUGUCCAGAGCAUUUAAAAAAGAAAUGUUAAACACAAAUUUUUGAUUGAUUCCAAAAAUAUAAAUAGGAAAAGAAUUUAUUAAA